AUGACGUAUCCCUCUCAUGAAAGCCCGAAACCUGCUCAAGUGCAAUACCCACAUCCGGAAACGAAUGCUAUCGCGACUCCCGGACCUGUAUCGAAACCAGUUUAUCCAGAACCGUACCCAGCUGCGCAACCGCAUCCUACAUUAAUACCGUAUGUUCCCGCUCCUGCGCCUUACUCUGAACCAAGUCAAUAUCCAGCGUCUGGUCAGUAUCACACACCAAGUCAAUAUCCAUCUCCAGGAUUGUACCCAACCCCUGAUCAGUAUCCCAGACAAAGUCAACACCCAUCUCCUGGGGUGUACCCUUCACCCAGCGUUGCUCCUAGUGCUGUUUCACAACCUGGAAUAGCUCCUUAUCCAUCUACAUCUCACUACCCCGGCUAUGCAGUUCAGCCAGGUGUAGCAAUUUAUUCAGAUGUACCACUAGCGACUCCCUACUCAACACCGGUGCCGUACCCCCGACCUUCUUAUCCAGCUGCUGUGCCACCGUCGCCUGAACCUUCAUAUCCGCAACCCAGACCGUUUUACCCUCAGCCAUCUGGAUAUACACCUGCACCGCGUGGCGUAACAUGUGGUAGGAACGAAGUUUAUUCCCCAUGUGGAUCAUGCGAAGAAACCUGUGAUUCCAUACGCAAUCAGUUUACACUGCCCUGUCCUUCAUGCACUGCCGGAUGCUUCUGCCUUAAGGGCCACGUUCGCAACAGAAACGGCGAAUGCGUGCUGCCGUCUCAGUGUUAUGGUAAAUUUCUAAUGAGUAAAAGAAUACUAACUAAUCGUUGUAUAUGUUUUCGCAUAAAUUCUUUCACAAAAUCAUCCUUUGCAGAGAUGCAACCGCCGUCGCCUACAGUAGUACGCCCCACUAUGCCACCGGAGCCGCCAAAACCGCGUUGUAGGGAAAAUGAAGAGUAUUUAUCCUGCGGAACGCUAUGUCCACUUACCUGUCAAACUUACGGUGCUCCGGAAGCGAUUGUUUGUUCGAAAGAUUGCAAAAGCGGUUGCUUCUGCAUGAAUGGCUACGUAAUAGGUCCCAGUGGUGAUUGCAUUCGACCAGAUCAGUGUCCAGAACAACCGACUGAACCUCCAAUAAUAUACACCUUGCCAGUUACCCCUGAACCGACCAGCAUGCUAUAUGGUGUGACCUGCAGCGAAAAUGAGGUUUAUUCCGAUUGCGGUUCUUGCGAGGACACGUGCGACACUUACAGUGAUGGUUCUUCAAUACCAUGCCCUUCAUGCAGUGCCGGCUGCUUCUGCAGACGCGGUUACGUAAGAAGCAAGGAAGGCCAGUGUGUGCAUCCUUACUAUUGUAGAGGUACCGUCUUAACUGCUAAUGACUAA
Messenger RNA from Soboliphyme baturini, 1332 nucleotides. NCBI's taxonomy places the organism in Eukaryota, Metazoa, Nematoda, Enoplea, Dioctophymatida, Soboliphymatidae. The record is from the annotation of a GenBank genome assembly.